Molecule: messenger RNA, 341 nt
Organism: Ambispora leptoticha
Lineage: Eukaryota; Fungi; Glomeromycota; Glomeromycetes; Archaeosporales; Ambisporaceae
Source: the annotation of a GenBank genome assembly
CUCCAUCUCUCGGCCGUCGUCAAGAUAUAAAACAAAUCAGACACCAGAAUGCACUCGACGCUAUAGCCUUGAAUAAAAGCUUUGCAAGUUUGACCCCUAAUUCAUCUUGUGAUCCUACUACUCAGGCUAAUGCUUGUGUUAACAACCAAGUAGCGCAAUGUGUUGGCGGAAAAUUUACAUUGACUGCAUGUAGUCCUGGUUUGCAGUGCGUUGCUCUGCCAUUGUUACUUAAAAGUGGAACUUCAAUCACCUGUGACACUGCCGCGGAUCGAGACGCUCGCAUUCAAGAUGCACUUGGUUCUAAUACUGCUAGUAGCGUAGCGCCGACUGCUACCGCGUAA